Messenger RNA from Condylura cristata (star-nosed mole), 879 nucleotides. RefSeq names its product amine sulfotransferase-like. The transcript has 6 exons. The record is from RefSeq and is a predicted model, not a curated record. Gene Ontology annotation, cellular component: cytoplasm. Gene Ontology annotation, biological process: sulfation. Gene Ontology annotation, molecular function: sulfotransferase activity. Bases 1 to 879 code for a protein of 292 amino acids. NCBI's taxonomy places the organism in Eukaryota, Metazoa, Chordata, Mammalia, Eulipotyphla, Talpidae.
AUGGACAAUACAGAAGACUAUAUAUUUAAAUUUCAAGGUUAUAAUUUUCAACGGUCUUUACUUAAUCUUGAACUAAUAAAUAACCUAGAUGAUUUUGAAAUUAGAGAUGAUGAUGUCUUCAUUGUUACAUAUCCAAAAUCUGGUACCAUCUGGACUCAGCACAUAUUAACCUUGAUUUAUUUUGAGAAAUAUCGCAAUAGAACAGAAAAUAUGACUGUAAAUUAUAGAACCCCCUACUUUGAAUACAAAAAAACGAAAAUAGACUUUCUCAACAGACCUUCCCCUCGGCUUUUUUGUUCCCACCUGCCUUAUUAUUUAGUACCAAAAGGUCUCAAGAGCAAAAAAGCUAAAAUUAUAUAUAUCUACAGAAACCCGAAAGAUGUUUUGAUCUCAUAUUAUCAUUUUUCAAAUUUUUUUUCUGGAUUUGAACCCUCACAAAGCAUAGAAUGUUUCAUAGAAAGAUUCCUGGAUGGAAAAGUGGUAGGAAGUCUUUGGUUCGACCACAUCAGAGGCUGGUAUGAGCACAGACAUGAUUUCAAUAUUCUCUUCGUGAUGUAUGAGGAGAUGAAAAAGGAUCUCAGAAGUUCUGUGCAAAAAAUCAGCAGAUUUCUGGAGAAAGAGCUCAGUGAAGAAGACUUAGAUGCUGUUGUGAACCAGGCUACAUUUGAAAACAUGAAGACUAAUCCAUUAGUAAAUCAUGAUGCUAUAGCAAAAUGUUAUAUUGGAAUCAGAACAGAUGGAAGUGUCCUGCGCAAAGGUACCAUUGGAGACUGGAAAAAUCACUUGACUGUGGAACAAAAUGAAAGAUUUGACAGAAUAUUCCAAAAGAGGAUGAAAGAUUUCCCCUUGAAGUUCAUCUGGGAUAUGGAUGAAAACUAG